Messenger RNA from Camelina sativa (false flax), 579 nucleotides. RefSeq lists its product as uncharacterized. The record is from RefSeq and is a predicted model, not a curated record. Lineage: Eukaryota; Viridiplantae; Streptophyta; Magnoliopsida; Brassicales; Brassicaceae.
ACUUUCUAUCGGAUUUAGCUCUUUAAAUACUUAUCUCAUUCUUUGCUUCUUCUUAACAGCUACACUUUCUCACUACCUUCACAAAUCAUACACACACACAAAGACAGAGAUAAAACAAUAGUUCAAGAGCUAUGAGCAAACAGAGUUUGAAGAGACUUCAGUUCCGGAGAUGGGGAAAGCGAAUCGGGAGCUCGACGACAGCUUCGGGAGCGGUAGGAAACGCAGAGGAAAGAACGAUUGUGGCGUUUGCGUUCUCGUGUUGUAGUAAACCGAGUGUUCUCGUGAAACAGUUUGUUUGGAGGCUUAAAUCGCGUUUGCGGUGGUCGCGGAAGAGAGAUCAUAAUAAUAACAUUCAGUGUAGUUAUGAUCUCCGGAGUUAUCAUCUGAACUUCGACGACGGUUGGUCACGCCGUCGGUGAUUUUAAAUAAACAUACUUUAUCGUUAUUGUCUAUAUGCAGAGUCAUUUUCUUUUCAUGUUUUGUAUGUAAAUUAAAUUACUCUCAAUCUGAAAAAAUAUAUUUUGAACUUGUUUUGUGUGUUUCUUUCAUACCAAAUUGCAACAUCUUGAAGUUUCUAUU